This is a messenger RNA of Solea senegalensis (Senegalese sole), 2764 nucleotides long. RefSeq lists its product as uncharacterized. Gene Ontology annotation, biological process: canonical Wnt signaling pathway; non-canonical Wnt signaling pathway. Gene Ontology annotation, cellular component: plasma membrane. The transcript has 11 exons. The record is from RefSeq and is a predicted model, not a curated record. Gene Ontology annotation, molecular function: Wnt-protein binding; Wnt receptor activity. Lineage: Eukaryota; Metazoa; Chordata; Actinopteri; Pleuronectiformes; Soleidae. Bases 803 to 2758 code for a protein of 651 amino acids.
CGUCUCACUGCAUUUGUUGUCUCACUGUAUUUGUCGUCUCACUAUAUUUGUCGCCGCACUGGAUUUGUCGCCUCACUGUAUUUGCUGUCUCACUAUAUUUGUCGUCUCAUUAUAUUUGUUUUCUCAUUGUAUUUGUCGCCUCACUGUAUUUGUGGUCUCACUGUAUUUGUUUUCUCAUUGUAUUUGUCGCCUCAGAGGCUAAAAUCAAUUUUUCCCCAUGUUUUUGUUGGCAGACAUGUUUUCGGUUAUAUAACUCCAGAGCUAAGGCAGCAUUGAUUGUGUUUGUACCUCAUACAAAGUGAACCACCCUUUUCACUAUGAACAUGUGAUAUUAAUCAACCACUUUCUCUUGCACAUCUGUCUUCUUGUGAGAUUCAACACAUCCUCUUCAUACCAUGUGGUGAAUUCUGGCAAUCCAAGUUCCACAGAACACAACAAACAUUAUUACCCAAUCCCUCUCAUGCUGGAACACUCUCCAUCCAGGGUUGUUGUUCCAGCUUUAUGCAACAAACUAUCGCCCCCCCCAAGGUUAUGCAGAAAACACAUAAUCACAAGCAGAUGUGAAGCUGAAGCCGAAACCCUGCUGCUCUGAGACCAGUUUGGCUCUGAUUUUCUGUCAAGUCUCCUGCUGUUGUGUGACUGUAGCUGUGAUCCUAAAUCAGUGGCUUGUGUGAGAAACUCCAUUUGUGGACUCGUACUCCACCUCCACAGAGUAGAACAGAGACGCACUGGUGUCAGAGUCCACUGGCUUUGUUGAGCAGUGCAGUGCAGUGCAGUGCUGCUCUGGAGGGAAUCGAACGCCAUGUGGAAUUUCAUCCUGGUCUCUCUGGGGUUGCUGCUGUCUCCCCGCCCGGCUCACAGCGUCAGAGAUGAUAGGUCAAAUUGCAAGCCUGUAACAGCUAGCUUCUGUCAAGGUGUGGGCUACACCUCAACCUCUCAUCCCAGUGGUGUUUCAGGAUACAGCCUGCAUCAGAUCGGGCAGAUUGUGGAGACGGCCUGUUCCACGGAGGUGGCGACAUUAAUGUGUCGCGUUGUCAUGCCUGAAUGCAGCUCAGACGACGACAGCCGGACGAAGCCUUGUCGAUCUCUCUGCGAGAAAGUCAAGACGGACUGCGAGUCUGCGAUCAGAGCAAAGCGGCUGUCCUGGCCGAUAAAGCUCCGCUGUGAAGCGCUACCAGUGUCUAACUGCGCACAGGGUAAAGAAACCAGAAUUACUCCGACUCCUCCAAUAGCAACAUGUCAGACGAUCACCGUCCCUCUCUGCAAAGACCUGCUCUACACUGAGACUGUGCUGCCCAACCUUCUGGGUCACAAAUCCCAGGAGGAGGCCAACCUGGACAUUCAUCCGUACUAUCCUCUAGUGAAAGUGGAGUGCUCCCCUCACCUGAAGCCUUUCCUCUGCUCCCUCUUUACUCCGCAGUGUGUGGCAGGAAAGGCUCGUCCGCCAUGUAGAACACUCUGUGAGAAGGCUCGGUCCGACUGCGGGUCGCUGAUGAGCAGGUUUGGCUACGCGUGGCCUGAGUCUUUCAAGUGUGAUGCUUUUACCACAGAAUCAUGUCAACAGGACCAUCUUGUUGCCCAACCAUCCUUGACAUGUCAGACGAUCACCGUCCCUCUCUGCAAAGACCUGCCCUACACUGAGACCGUGCUGCCCAACCUUCUGGGCCACAAAUCCCAGGAGGAGGCCAACCUGGAGAUAAACCAGUUCAGUCCUCUAGUGAAAGUGGAGUGCUCCCCUCACCUAAAGCCCUUCCUCUGCUCCCUCUACACUCCGCCAUGUGUGGCAGGAAAAGCCCGUCCACCUUGCAGAACGCUCUGUGAGCAGGCUCGGUCUGGCUGCGAGUUGCUGAUGAGCAGGUUCGGCUUUGUGUGGCCUGAAGCUUUCAGGUGUGAAGCUUUUACCACAGAAUCAUGUCAACAGUACGGAGUGGGCAGCAGCGGGGACAUGUGCGAGCCCAUCACCAUCCCCCUGUGUCAGGGUUUGUCUUACAACCAGACCACCACCCAGAAUCUCCUGGGACACGCAAAUCAAGGAGAAGCCAUGGCGAGGAUGUCCUUUUUCAACUCCUUGGUGCAGACCAUGUGCUCGGAGGACAUCCGCCUCUUGCUGUGCAGGGUGUACGCCCCCGAGUGUGUGGCUGGGGAAGUGCAGCGGCCCUGCAGGUCUUUCUGUGAGAGAGCCAAACAGGGCUGCGAAGAUCGGAUGACAGCUUUUGGCGUUUCUUGGCCACCAGAGCUGCAGUGUAACUCAUUCCCAGAAGAAAUGUGUGCAUCGGAAGAAAGCAGGACUGAGAUGCUGAACGCUGAAGGUGUCCUCGCUAAACUGAACGCUGGAGGAUUUUCUGUUCGUGGCAGACCCCUGAGUCUGAGAACCGCUCGCCUUCUGCUGACGCUCAUGGACACAGAUGUGACACGAGACCUGGACGUGGUGGAGUUCUUCAAACUGGAGCAUUACAUGGCCGCUCUCAGGAGGGAGUACGUGGAGAGCUACGAGAGGAGGAAUCCACCGUCUGUCACUCAAACACAAAUGAAAAAGGCUCUGUCCGACCGUGGCUUCACCGUCGACGACGACACCUUCACAACUCUGUGGCAACAGCACGGCUCUCAAGGUGGCAUCAACUACGACGAGUACACGGCCGCCGUGACCAAACUCCACAUCCUCAAACAACGUUUCACCGCUCGUCUGCUCAGUUUACCAUGUGACUGUGAGGUGAGCAGCUUUUCCCUUAAACAGUUCCUAAAAUCAGCCAUAAUCUGAAAACAC